This is a messenger RNA of Kwoniella mangroviensis CBS 8507, 1560 nucleotides long. RefSeq lists its product as uncharacterized. NCBI's taxonomy places the organism in Eukaryota, Fungi, Basidiomycota, Tremellomycetes, Tremellales, Cryptococcaceae. Bases 1 to 1560 code for a protein of 519 amino acids. The transcript is spliced from 12 exons. Gene Ontology annotation, cellular component: membrane. The record is from RefSeq and is a predicted model, not a curated record. Gene Ontology annotation, biological process: transmembrane transport. Gene Ontology annotation, molecular function: transmembrane transporter activity.
AUGACGAACCACAACGAAAACGAUGAACCCCGCACUGGUGCGGUUCAGCUCGACCCUCAGGGCCACGAUGGACAUGUCAAGUCCGCUGAAGAGAAGCGCUUCCUGCGUAAACUCGAUCUCUGCCUUCUAACCUUCACCUGCAUUUCCCAAGUUAUCAAGUACCUCGAUCAACAGAACAUUAACUUUGCUUACACUUCGGGCAUGAAAGAAUCGCUGAACCUCUACGGUAACCAGCUCAACUACUUCACAACCUACUUCAACGUCGGAUACUGUGUUUUCCUUAUUCCAUCGCAAGUAAUGAUCACUCGCUUCAGACCCGCCAUCUGGCUAUCGUGUCUUGAGAUUGUUUGGGGUGCCCUGACUUUGGGUUUGGCUGGUGUGAAGAAUUAUAAGCAAGUUUACGUCAUUCGAACUUUCAUCGGCGUUGCCGAGUCUUCCGCCUAUCCUGGUGCUGUCGCUUUGCUCAUGACCUGGUACACUCCCCUUGAGAUGGCUAAGCGUAUUGGUUUCUACCACUCUUGUCAACCCAUCGGUUCUAUGAUUGCUGGUGGUCUUCAAGCUGCCAUCUAUAGGUCCCUCAACGGCAGUCACGGUCUCGAAGGAUGGAGAUGGACUUUUUUGAUCAAUGGUAUCAUGACCGUUGUCAUUGCCGCUUUUGGCUUCUUCAUGAUUCCCGACUUCCCCGAUCGUCCCAACAAACUCGCUUUCUGGUUCACUGCCCAUGACAAGCGUAUCGCCGAGGAUAGAUUGACCAGAUGGAGACGAGAAGCUCCAGACGCUAUCAACUUCCGAACUGCCAAAAAGGCCGCAACCAGCAUCAUCACUCCCGCUCUCAUGUGGCUAUACACUGCAUCUCUGAUCGCUGUCGCUGCUGUCAGUUACUUCAACUUAUUUUUGAAAUCGCUGAAACAUGCCGAUGGCACUGCUGUUUGGUCCACUGAAGCUAUCAGUGCUGUACCCAUGAUUGGAUACACUAUUCAGAUCUUAUCCACCUGGUUCUUCGCUUUCUGCUCUGAUUACUUCCGAACUCGAUGGCUUUGUCUGCUUACCAUCGCUUGCAUCGGCAUUCCGUCCGCUGCGAUCCUCACUACGUGGAACACUUCCACCGCUGCCAAAUACUAUGCCUUCUUCGCUCUAUAUGCUACCAACACUGGUGCUCCGAUCAUUUGGUCGUGGAUGAGUGACAUGCUUCCCACCGAGCCAGAGCAAAGGACUUUAACUAUCGGUGUCUGUAUCUCAUUUUACUACGCAAUCAACGCUUGGUCGAAUCCCUUGAUCUACCCUGCGAAGGAAGCUCCUCAUUACAAACACGGAUGGGCUGUCUCUCUCGGUCUCUACUGUUCCGUAGUCUGCGUCAUUUGCGCGCUUCGAGCAUACGAUGUCAAGGUUAUUCGACCUCGGAACUAUCGCGCUCGUUUGGCAUUGGAGCAACAAUAUCUCGACGAGCUCAACACUGCUCAACUCGCCGCCAACGAUGAGGAACAAGGUGCAAUUCCCGACAACAAACACAAAAAUUUUCCAACUCAAGUGUCUGUACUAGAGCGUGUAGUCACCAAGUGA